UACUAUAUAUAUAGAUACAACCCAUCUCCCUUCACUCCCUUCACUCCUUCCACAGUACUCUACAUCCCGACACCCAAGGCUGAACCAGAUAGCAGAGCAAAGAUGGAGCAGACUUUCAUCAUGAUCAAGCCUGACGGGGUCCAAAGAGGCCUGGUUGGUGAAAUCAUUGGCAGAUUUGAGAAGAAGGGUUUCACUUUGAAAGGUCUGAAGCUUAUUACUGUGGAUCGUCCUUUUGCUGAGAAACACUAUGAGGAUCUUUCUGCAAAGCCAUUUUUCAAUGGACUUGUUGACUACAUUAUCUCAGGCCCUGUUGUUGCUAUGGUUUGGGAGGGUAAGAAUGUCGUUACAACUGGCCGCAAGAUAAUUGGAGCCACAAACCCGGCAGAGUCUGCCCCAGGAACAAUCCGUGGCGACUUUGCAAUUGAGAUUGGCAGGAAUGUCAUUCAUGGAAGCGAUGCAGUAGAGAGUGCCAGGAAAGAAAUUGCAUUGUGGUUCCCUGAUGGCCCCGUCAGCUGGAGCAGCAGCCUUCACCCGUGGAUCUAUGAAUAGACUUGGGCUGUUGGGUUGAUGGUUGCAUCUUAUCAUUCCAUUUAUGUUUAAACUCGUGUUUCGUAUGUUCAGACUUAUUUUAAGUUUAAUUUGAAAGUGAGUUGUAGUGAUCCUGAUUUGGUAAACUAUGAAUUUAGAACGAGGUCAAUGAAAAUGACAGUAGGACUAAGUUAUCUAUCUGGUCGAGCACCAGAUUGAAGUAAGCUGGGUUUGUACUUUGUAGGUUGGCAGUCACGUCUGGCAUCAAUUCACUGUUCGUUUGUUGGUAAUUCCGAGUUAUAACUGGAUGUAACUGUUUGUGCUC
Molecule: messenger RNA, 853 nt
Organism: Tripterygium wilfordii
Lineage: Eukaryota; Viridiplantae; Streptophyta; Magnoliopsida; Celastrales; Celastraceae
Product: nucleoside diphosphate kinase B
Exons: 4
Coding region: 103-549 (148 amino acids)
Biological process (GO): GTP biosynthetic process; CTP biosynthetic process; UTP biosynthetic process
Molecular function (GO): nucleoside diphosphate kinase activity
Source: RefSeq, a predicted model, not a curated record